This is a messenger RNA of Trachymyrmex septentrionalis, 6073 nucleotides long. RefSeq names its product proteasome-associated protein ECM29 homolog. The transcript is spliced from 28 exons. Lineage: Eukaryota; Metazoa; Arthropoda; Insecta; Hymenoptera; Formicidae. Gene Ontology annotation, biological process: proteasome assembly. The record is from RefSeq and is a predicted model, not a curated record. The coding region runs from base 464 to 5890 and encodes 1808 amino acids. Gene Ontology annotation, molecular function: molecular adaptor activity; protein binding. Gene Ontology annotation, cellular component: cytoplasm; nucleus.
UUGCCAAGAAUGUCAGUUUUUUGCACACCGCACAUUCUCCAACAUCUAAUAGAAAUUCGCAGUUAGUUCUAGCGUUACUCGACGAGUGCGACUGUCGUACGAAAAAAAGAAAAUAAAAAGGAAUACCGUGAACGACAUCGCGAAGUGUCGCUCAUUCGUCUCUCCUUUCCUAACCUCACAAUCAGUCCGAAAUUUAUAGCGCCCCCAAGUAAAACGACGUCGAAGUCGUGAGAGGGGUGCGAUACACGCGGCGCGUCGUGUGCUACACGACGAUCGACGUUUACGGUCACGUCGACGUUAGAGAAAAAAAAAAGAAAUACAAGAACGAAAAGAGGAAGGAGAGUCACAGGUUUAACGAUCUCGACAUCGAGCUUUCAUCGCUUCGCCAUCGAAUCGCACGCGGUUCCACGGACGGCAACUCCUCGCCGUCCGGAUUCGCUUUCUCUUUACAGACUUUUUCAAAAUGGCAGCGGCUACGGACGAGCUGAUUUUACUCGAGCGAGUAUUCCUCCGUCUGGGUUCUGCUGAGACAGAUGAGCAAUUACAGGCGUCAGUCUGCAAAUUUUUACCUCCUGUGCUGCUCAAGUUGUCUAGUGGGCAGGAAGGCGUCAGGAAGAAAGUGAUGGAACUAUUGAUCCAUAUAAACAAAAGAAUAAAGAGCAGACCCCAAGUACAGUUGCCUGUUGAAGCUUUACUCCUACAAUAUCAAGAUCCAUCAGCUAGUUCGUUUGUGAUUAACUUUACGAUAAUAUACAUAAAGUUAGGAUAUCCUCGAAUGGAGUUGAACAAGCAAGCGGAAUUAGUUCCAAGUGUACUAAAUGCUAUUGAGGGAAAACCGUUGUCUCAUCAAGACAGCUUAAUGUUAAUCAUAAUGCCAGCAUUAGGACAUAUCAACAUACCAGCAGAUCCUGAUAAACGAGCCUCUCUCUUAGGUUUACAAGACAAACCUUACGUGGCAAAACAGCUUAUAAAUUUUAUGCUCGACAUAUUAUUGUUGCCAUAUGGAUCUGUGGGACAAACGGAAAAUCAACAGGGUCAGCCGAUUGAUUGGUCUCAAUUCACUGUACCGCCGGGCUUAAGCGACUACGCGUUCAAAAGAGUGAUAGGCGAGAGUCCGCCUACAGCCGAGCAACUCGAGCAGAUAAAGUUGGGCAUCGUUAAGUUCCUCGUUGGUGGAUUUUUCUCAGAUACAGAUAUUCUGAUACACUUAAUCGUAGCGGCUGCGGAUACCAGAUUCAGCAUCGCUAAUAUGGCGGAUUUAGAAUUGAAAAAAAUGAUUGGCACAUUGGAUUGGUCUUCGAUGCAACUAGCAGCUCCGCUUUACACAUUAUUCUUGGGUACCGAUGCAUUAGCCACGCAAAAAGAGGUAAAACCUGAAAUGAAACGGCUACCUGCAAGCACACGAAUUCGUCUCAAGCUUUUGCAAUAUCUUUGUCGAGUGACUAAAGCGGGAUUCAUUAUACCACCGUGUAUUCAGGUUAUUUUUGAUUCACUCUAUGGAAAAAACACGAAUGCAAAGUUAAAAUCAUUGGCGCUGCAAUUUACAUCAAAUAUCGUCCAGCACUGCAGUCUAGUACCGUUAACUCGCGUCGCUGGAGUAAUCUUGAAUGGCAUGAUAAAAUUGAUCUCUGAAGGCGAUGACAUGCAUAAACCGAUGGCAUAUACAGUUAUUGGACAACUUGGUCAAAGAAUACCAUCUCUGAUAAACAAAGAUUUAAGUUUGUUACACAACUUAUUCGACACGCUUGUUUCUACGGACGGUGAACUGCGACGUACGGUAAGAGACGCAUUGAUUUGCGUAACAUCUGCGUUUGUGCUAAAUAAAGAGGAUGAGAGCAAUAUAGCUCUGAUGAAUGCUCUAUUGUCGGUACACAUUGAAUCACCAGAAUCGAGCGUAAGAUUUGUGGCAAUGCAUUAUGCCGCAACCGUAUUUCCACCCGAUGACGCUCCAUCUCGGUAUCUCUUGUUAUUAGCAUGUGGUGACAAUAAACACGAGAUUAGUACAGAAGCCAUGAAAGCGCUUUAUGGCGUUGUGCAUAAAAAUGAGGACGAUCAACAAAUUAGCAGUAAGAUAAUGUUGCCCGAGUUUGUGAAAUUAGUAAGUUAUGUUUAUUCGAAGAUGCAGUCGAGAAUGCCCGCUGCGAGUAGUGGCAGAAACACGGAUAAGCAAGUACUCCCGUAUAGUACUGUCACAUUUUCCGAAAUUAUUUCUUAUUUUCGCAUUUGCCUCGCCAGAAGUGCUAAUAUUCCCGCGCGAAAUGAGCCGCUACAGCAUCCAUGCGAAUAUACGCCUCUGAUUGGACGUUACUUGGAGAAAUUAUACAAAGAUCAACCAGAGAUAUUAAAUAAUUAUCUCGACAUGAUUUUACUUUUAAGUCAUUCUUCCGCAGAUCAAAUUUCCUUGAAUGCAUUAUUGGAAGUAUUUGGAUCCGUUCCACAUUAUAUAAUCAAAUCAUAUGAAAAGGAGCUGCCGUGGCUAUGUUCUUUGCUCACUUCUGCUAAACACGACGUACGACAACUAGCCGCGAAAAUAUACGCCGCUAUUACUGGAUACUUACCAAGAAAUGAAUUUGAGAAACAUGUUUCAAGUAUUAUGAACGUUAUGAAUAGAAAAAAUUUGGAAGCACAGCAUGGUGCAUUAAUGGCAUUGACUUAUAUGAUGGAAAGAAAUUUAAUACAACAACGAAAUGGAAAUAAAGAGGAUUUGUGCAAUUGGACGACUUAUAAUGAUAUUGUGAAAGCAAUAUGUACAUAUCUUCGUGACAACGCGAUAUUAUUGAUGGAUGCAGCUAUUCAAGCUGUUGGUAUCUUAGGUAAAACAUAUUCUCUACCUUUACCAGCAGAAGGCGAUAAUGAAUUGAAUAAGAAAGCGAUAGUAGAAACGCUCUUUUCCGUAUUAUCUAAUGCCAAAUUGAAUACCAAGAUGAAAGAAAAAGCUGCGCUUUCAUUGGGAUAUCUGUGUGUCGGCGAGUAUUUUCCGCAUACCGUGGACAUUGCUAAUAAAAUCAUAGCAACUGUCAAAGAGACAAAAGACAUCGAAAUCCAUUUAAUUCUGGGGGAAGCUUUGGUUUGCUGUGUUCAAACGCAAGCUUCUCCGGAAGCAAGAGAUGCUUGGACGAUUUUACCUGCCGAACAUGUUAUUCCAUACAGUAAAGAUAGUGAUGAAUUAUUAGUACAUGUGCUGAAUGAAUUAUUUAAUAUAUACAAAGUGCCUCAUCCAAACUCACGACAGGCAGUAUGUGUAUGGCUAUUCGCACUUCUAAAAUACAACGUUCAACGAGAAUGCAUUAAGGAAAGAUUGUCCACGAUUCAUCAUGCAUUUAUAGAUUUUCUUUCAGAUGACAGUGAUAUAGUGCAAGACAUUGCUUCGAAAGGUCUUAGUUUGGUACAUAUUAACAGCAAACAAGAAGAACGCGAGGCUUUAGUGUCCAAUAUAUUAGAUCAGUUUACACAGGGUCGUAGAACAGUGCAACAAGUUACUGCCGAUACUAAAUUAUUUGAAGAAGGUCAACUAGGAAAGAGCCCAUCUGGAGGCAACUUGUCUACUUAUCGAGAAAUCUGUUCUCUCGCGACAGAAUUGCAGAAGCCUGAGCUUGUAUAUUAUUUCAUGCAUCUGGCAAAUCAUAAUGCGAUAUGGACAUCCAAAAAGGGAGCUGCUUUCGGUUUUGCAGCAAUCGCCAAUAUCGCGAGAGACGAACUGAAUAAAUAUCUACCCAACAUUAUUCCGCGAUUGUAUAGGUAUCAGUUCGACCCGACGCCAAAGAUCCAGCAAAGUAUGGUCAGCAUUUGGCGAGCCGUCGUCCCUUCUACCUCGAAAGCCAUCGAACAGUAUCAUAAAGAAAUAUUGACUGAUGUAACUGAUAAUCUAACGAAUAAUGAAUGGAGGGUACGUAUCAGUUGUUGUAAUGCUCUCGCAGAUCUUUUAAGGAGUAAUGUUCAAUUCGACUUUGCCGAAUGCGGCCCAGAACUCUGGAAAAAACUGUUUCGCGUAAUGGAUGAUAUUCACGAAGGCACGCGAUUAGCCGCGACGAAUACCACUAAAAUACUUAGUAAGGUUUGCAUACGUCAUUGUGAUUCAUCGCACGGUAAUGCGGGGAAAGAAGUUAUUCAAGCAAUAUUGCCCGUGUUACUUAAUAUUGGUAUUGUUCAUGUUGUGGAUAUGGUGAGAUCUAUAUCAUUGCAAACAGUAUCUCAACUCGUAUCUACAGCCGGCGUUCUAUUAAAACCGUCACUCGUCAAUCUGAUACCGUCGUUAUUAGAAACGAUUGGUGAAUCGGAGAAUCCUAAGCUUUCAUAUUUGAGUAAUGUGUGCGGCGCAACCACGGAGACCCAGGAAGCAAUCGAUAAUCUUAGAGCAAAUGUUGCGAGAAGUCAUUAUGCGUCGGAUACGAUAACAAAGUGUAUCCAAUAUAUCGAUGUGGAUGUAUUAAAGGAAUUGAUGCCAAAAGUAAUAGAUUUAAUCAAGUUCAGCGUAGGAUUUGGAACAAAAAUUGCUUGUUCGCAUUUCUUGAUUCUUCUUAGCACGCAUCUGAAAAUAGAGUUGCAGCCAUACAGUGCUAAGAUACUAUCUGCUUUGCUCAAUGGUUUGUUGGAUCGUAAUACUGCUGUGAGAAAAAAUAAUGCGGUUACCAUUGGACAUAUAGUAGGCUUCGCUAAAGAUUCUAGUCUGGAUAAAUUAUUUAAUACCUUGAAUACAUGGUAUUUGGAACGCGAAGAUGAUGCAAUAAGAUUAGCGAUCGGGCAAGCUUUGCAAUCUAUAAAUAAUUACAAUCAGGAGAAAUUAAAGAAUUAUCAAAAAAUAGUUAUUCCUCUUGCUUUCUUUGCAAUGCACGCAGAAAAGGUACCAGGAAAUGAAAACACUGUUGAAUUAUGGACUGAUUUUUGGAACGAAAUAACUCCCGGGACCGAAGCAGGAAUUAUGCAAAACCUGCCAGCAAUAACCAAUAUUUUACAUACAACUUUGGAAUCAGCAUCAUGGACUACGAAAGUGCAAGCGGCAAAUGCAGUUCAUACCAUUGCCUUAAAGUCAGGUCAUAAUAUUGGUAUAGAUGACAGGAAUACCUUAUUAAAGAUAUUGAUCAAUGGUUUGCAUGGUAGAACGUGGAAUGGAAAGGAACGUCUAUUGAACGCUCUCGCUAUGUUAGCAUGCAAUAGCAAAGAAGCCUUAAAUGCAGAUACUGCGUUAUUAGAUACAAUUGUAGUAACAUUACAUAGAGAAAGUAAGAAAGAGAACGCUGAGUAUCGUCGACACGCGUUACAAGCGUUUGCUAUGGUCUUGCAUGAACUCGAUAUUGAUAGGUUUACGGAAACAUAUGAAAUUGUACAAGAAAUACUGAUUAAGGUAUCUGAUAAAAAUAACGACGACGAGGAGGACACUGCGGAAGAAAAUAGGAAGAAAAAAGAAAAUAACAUAAAGUUGCAAGAAACAAUUUACGAGGUACUUGGGAAAGCAUGGCCUUCCACCAAAGAGACUCAAGAUAAAUACUGCAUAGAAUUCGUGACUCACUGUCAGAAAGUACUGCCAAAUAGUACAAGGUCUGUUCAAGUUACUAUUUUGACAGCAUUAAAUCUCUUUGUGGAUAGACUUGUCUUAUUAAAAAUAAACAAAACGGAAAUGUCAUUAAAAGAUAAAAAACUAUUAGAUCACAUAGGUGAUAGUCUUAAUAAAAUAUUAUCAUAUUGUAUAAAUAUUUCGAAGUUCACCAAAAUUAGAAAAGAAGCAUUAAAUAUAGUUCUUUCGUUAGCAAGAAAAAUGCGUGAGACACAUAAUGAUGAACAACUUGAUAAAAUGACACGGCUUUUGAAAGAACUCUUACCCGAUCUAACGAAGGAUAACCAACCAGAAAUACGGACCAGAGUAACUGAUAUUAAAGAAAUGCUUAAAAUUUAACUAGCACGUACAUAUAUUAAGAAUGUACAUGGUAUCCCAGCUCGAAUUUAUCCUUCGCACACGUCGAUGUAUAUUGCAUACUAUCGUUGAUGUUGGCGAUCUCAAUCUAUAACAAAAGAUUGAUAACUAUGGUUGCGUGUUUAUUUAAUAUGUUAAAUGUAGAUGUGCCUAAUUAUAGUAUUA